Messenger RNA from Suillus paluster, 1080 nucleotides. RefSeq lists its product as uncharacterized. NCBI's taxonomy places the organism in Eukaryota, Fungi, Basidiomycota, Agaricomycetes, Boletales, Suillaceae. Bases 1 to 1080 code for a protein of 359 amino acids. The transcript is spliced from 5 exons. The record is from RefSeq and is a predicted model, not a curated record.
AUGGCAGCGAACUGUACUCCCACUGUAGAGCUACCGAACCCUUGCACAUCUCUAGCAUUUCUGCCUUCUAGCACAGCAGCCCAGCUCGAUAUCUCUCGAUAUCUGUACUGGGCCACAGUUGGGGCGUUCUUGUGGGACUGGAUUGUAUCUCUCCCAGACGAAGUCCAAAUCAUCCGAAAAACAGGAAUUCGACUUCCAAUUGUCGCCUACGUGCUAUCGAGAUUUGGCACUCUAUCUUACAUCCUCGUUGCUACAAUCUUUCAAGCGCUUCCGGUUCAAGGAUCUUGUCAAACUAUUCUUUGGAUUACUGGUUUCAGCUAUCCCUUUGCGGCACCUGCUACCGCGGCUUUAUUCUUCUUCAGGGUCCGUGCGGUCUACGACCGCUCAACGAUUGUGACAAUAAUAUUCGGCAUAUUAUGGCUUGGGACAUUAGGUGCUGCGCUUGCACUCCCAUUUAUGCUUAAAGGAGAGCAUAUAGGGACGACAGAUUAUUGCAUCCAAUCAUCCGUAGCACCAGGUGCUUCUGCUGUUGUCAUCAUAAACGCGUGCAGUGACACUCUUAUCUUCCUUGCCAUUUCAUGGCGUCUUGCAAAUAAUAACUUCGGUGGAGAAUCUUGGGGGAACCGCAUUCGUUCCUUCUAUAAAGGAGAUGGGCUCCCGAGGCUCUCCAAAACCCUUUUGCAAAGUGGUCAAGCAUACUACUUGGCGACCGUUGGGUUGAAUGUGGCAACUAUGGUUAUGAUCUUAGCCCCUUCCGCACCUCCUGUAUACCACGCUUUCUUAUCGCUUCCCAACAUCGCCCUUGAAAAUUCCAUGGCAUGUCGCGUUUUCAGAUCAAUCCACCUCGGAAGAAUUGGUGUUCCAACUUCAACGUCCGCCGGCUUCUCGACAUCCGCAGAACCUAGGUUGCCUUCUGGAAUUCGGUUUGAGGAUCGCUCUCUGCGUGCCAUUAGGCCUCAAUUGUACAACGACUCGCGCUCCCCACUCAGCAUCACCGUCACCACGGAGCAUUUGAAGUCGGAAGAUUCGACCCAGAAACAUUUAUACAUGAUGGACCAAGGAAUGGAUGACAGAGUCUAG